Lindgomyces ingoldianus is the source of this 1422-nucleotide messenger RNA. Its product is annotated as fumarate reductase/succinate dehydrogenase flavo protein-like protein. Lineage: Eukaryota; Fungi; Ascomycota; Dothideomycetes; Pleosporales; Lindgomycetaceae. The record is from RefSeq and is a predicted model, not a curated record. The coding region runs from base 1 to 1422 and encodes 473 amino acids. Gene Ontology annotation, molecular function: oxidoreductase activity. The transcript has 2 exons.
AUGCUUUUCAAAAGAACCCAGGUUGGUGUGUACCUCUCACUCGCACCGCUAGCGUUGAACGCUGUCUGCUUGGAUGUCUUGACGAGGGAUGUGAUCGUUGUAGGAGGUGGUGCAUCAGGAGCGCAUGCUGCAGUGUGGCUGCGAGAUAAUGGAAAGAGCGUGGCUGUUAUUGAGAAGCGAAAUACAUUGGGCGGUCAUACAGCGGUAUACCACGAUCCCACCACAGGCCGCCCCAUCAACAUUGGAGUACAAGCCUGGAUGGAAUAUCUGAACACCACUUCAUUUCCUACCCGUAUGGGGGUCUCCACCAACGGCUCUAUGGCCUUUGGCUCUGUCACGACAAGGUACAUCGAUUUCCGCACUGGACUGCCAGUCGCGUAUACUCCACCGGCCGACUCGGAUAAGAACGCGGCCAUCAAGAAAUAUCUGGAUUUGUGCGAGAAGUACGAGGGCCUUCUUAUCCCAGGGUUCUUCAACUUCCCUUCUCCUGAUAAGAUCCCUGAGGACCUGACUAUGAACUUUGGUCAAUUUGUGGACAAGUACAACUUAUCUGCCGCUGUACCCAGAUUGUAUGAUGCUACCGUCAUGGGCGUAGGUGACUUCAUGAACGUGCCGACUCUCUACGUCAUGCAAGCCUCUGGGGUCCCCAUGGCACGUGGCUUGCUCGGUUUAGGCCGUGCAAUUGUACCUCCAAGCGGGAAUUUGCAUGAACUGUACGAGCGUGUGGCGGAUUUUCUCGGCUCUGAUGUACUAUACUCGAGCACAGUGUCAUCUUCUACCAGAACAGACAAUAGAGUUUCUGUUAUCGUCCGAAGUGCCAACGGUACCGAAACGAAGGUUACAGCGAAAAGGCUGCUCAUCGCAAUCGAACCUACCCUGAUGAACAUGGCACCGUUUGGUAUGGACGAAGAUGAAGAAAACGUGUUUAGAACUUUAAAGUACACAACGGUGUAUGCGGGUCUCGUCAAGCAUCCUAGUCUUCAAAAGGGGACUGCGUAUUCAAAUAUUGUUCUUGCUGCAGCGCCGAACAACUACUCCGUAUACCCAUCCAUCGCCCAAGUUGGGAAGAUAGGCCAACAAGUUGGCUCGAAUGAUCUCUUUUCCUUCACAGCCGUGGGAACUGAUAAGGAUAACUCUGAGAGUAUGAAAGAACUAGUUAGGAAGGCCGUUGCCAGCAUGGUCGCCCAGGGAACAAUUCCAGACACGAAUGGCACUGUCAACUUUGAGGUGUUUGCAGAUCAUGGAGCGAUACACUCUCGAGUGUCGACUGAGCAGCUAAAAGAAGGGUUUAUUCAGAAGCAACUGGUUUUGCAAGGAAAAAGGAGCACGUGGUACACUGGAGCAGCCUUCAGUUCGGGAUACUCGACGGUUCUAUGGGCGUACAAUGAGCUCCUACUGCCAAAGAUGGUUGAAGGGUUAUGA